AUGGAUCUGUGGAACAAUAUAAGAAGAAUAAUUCAAUUAUAUGACGAUGAGGAGGACAAUGAGAGUGUCUUAAUAUUUGCUGCUCUUUUAGAAGAGCAGAACUUCUAUCAAAAAAGGCGUUGUAGGGAUUCCAUUUUACAAGGGGAAACAUAUGUUAUGGAGAUUUUAAACGGCCAUAGAGAAAGAUGUUAUGAAAAUUUUAGGAUGUACCCUGAAGUUUUCAGAACAUUGUGUAGUACCCUGAAAGAUAUAGGGCUGAAGGAUUCUAAAUUUUUAACUGUUUAUGAACAAGUGACAAUCUUUUUGCUCACUUUAUCUCAUAAUCAAAGGAAUCGUGUUGUAGCAGAGAGAUUUCAACACUCCACUGAAACCAUUUCUAGACACUUCCAUGCUGUGUUGCAUGCAGUAUGUCAGUUGGGCACCCAUAUCAUUGCCCCUCCUAAUUUUUCUGUGAUUCUGAAUAAGAUUAGAGAGUCUUCUAGGUUUUACCCUUACUACAGGCAUUGUGUGGGAGCUAUAGAUGGAACCCACAUUCCUGCAACUCUGCCAGCAAGUACACAACUUCCAUUUCGUGGUAGAAAGGGUUAUACUACACAAAAUGUAAUGGCUGUAUGUGACUUUGACAUGAGGUUCACAUAUGUGCUAGCUGGGUGGGAAGGCUCAGCUAAUGAUUCGAGAUUCCUAAAUGAGUGUACUGAAAAUGAGGCAAUGAACUUUCCAGCUCCACCAGCAGGUAAGUAUUAUUUGGUGGACUCAGGGUUAUUGAAGAUGAGAUUCGCUAUUUUGAGGGCAAUGCCUCCUUAUAAGUUUUCAACACAAGUAUUGAUUGUAAUGGCUUGUUGCACAUUACAUAAUUUCAUCAAAAAUCAGCAUCAGCCUGAUGACAUAUUUGAUGGUAAUGAUCCACCUCAAAGUGAUGGUAAAGAUGAUGAGAUUGUUGAGCAUGUGCCUUCGGCUCAGCUUCGAGAAAUGGAUCAGUUGCGUAAUACUAUUGCUGAUCAAAUUUGGAAUUCUCUUCAGCACUCUUGA
Cornus florida is the source of this 1029-nucleotide messenger RNA. RefSeq lists its product as uncharacterized. Bases 1 to 1029 code for a protein of 342 amino acids. The transcript has 3 exons. The record is from RefSeq and is a predicted model, not a curated record. NCBI's taxonomy places the organism in Eukaryota, Viridiplantae, Streptophyta, Magnoliopsida, Cornales, Cornaceae.